AUGGUCUCUGAAGCCUUUCGGAAGACGGGUAUUUCGGUCGGGAGGAAGGUCCCCAAGAAACAGCUGCAGGACCUCCGCCCACAGCUCGAGGAGUUACAUCGAGUCAAGUAUGGGCUCAAUUACCACGCAUUUUAUGCCUGGUCGCCGGGUUCUUCGCACUCCAAGAUCCUAGCGCUUGUGUAUCCGGGAUUCUUGAGGAUUGCAAUCACGUCGUGUAAUCUAAUGGACAUCGACACCAAGCUGGGUGACAACCAUUGGUAUAUCCACGACUUGCCCAAGAUUGUCGAGCGACAGGAUGGUCAGAUGUCCACCUUCGAAACGGACCUGCUUGCUCAUCUGACGGCUCUCGGGACACCGGUCGGGUUCAUCAAUUCCAUACGUGGGAGAUAUGAUUACUCAACAGUCAAAGUUCAUCUCGUCUCAUCCGUGCCUGGUACGUAUUCGGGCACCAAGGCCCAAGACUGUGGCCUUCUCCGCCUCCGACAAAUCAUCAGCAGUCUGGACUUGAACCUAGCAAAGAAGAAGCGCCAGGGAAAGUUACAGCUUGAAGUGUGCACAGCCAGCCUUGGGAACCUGUCUUCGAGAUGGUUGGACGGGUUCUACGACUGCGCACUCGGACGAAAGUAUCUAGAGGUCAUCGAGGACUGCGACGUGCCCAGUGGCUUGAAGCUAUUUUACCCAACCAUUGAGGACGUCAGGUCCGCUAGCGAGGAGGCACAACAUGGUGCCAGUAAUAUUGGAAAAUUCAUCGUUGCAUACGACCCAACAGCACCCGCGUUGUUGCCCUACUAUGUCUACAUUGGCUCCGCAAACCUGUCUUCGUCUGCAUGGGGGACGUUGGAGACAGACAAGAAGCAGAAUGAGGAGACGUGCGAUUUGAAGCUCAUCAAGACCUCCAACUUUGAAUGUGGUGUCGUUAUCCCGGGCGACGUGAUUGAGGGUAUCCUCGAGCCGGGAACGAGCAGCUGGCAAGACGGUAUCGUGCCAUAUGACCAGGCUGCGAGCAGAUAUGAUGUCGGGAAGGACAAGCCCUGGAAUGACCCAGUGUGGGUCCGGGAUUUUCGAGACGACUGGAAGGAUGACGGCUCGUCGAGACCUCUUGCAGGUCGCCGCAAUGAUCUCGCAACCUUCCCAGCAGUCAUUCUGCAGGUUGUCAUGGGAAGAUUGACCGCAAAGCUGUCCGCGAACCGCCGUUGGGCGUUGGCGCUCAGCCGGGGCGCGGGUUGCGUGACCAGAAUUUCACUUCCAACUGGCCGGCCAAUCUUGGUAGUCCUGGUGCUCAUGGUUGCCAACAUGCUCAUACCUGCCGUCGCCUACACGAGCCUGUCCGACGAGAGCCUACACCGAAUACCGGCGGCCGGUGCCGACUUCGACAUCCACAAUAACGCCGGGCUGCUCGCGCCCAUUUUGAUCCCGCGUGUGCCCGAUACCCCGGGCUCCGAAAAGGUCCAGCAGCACUUUGCCGACUUUUUCCAGAACAGCCUGCCGGGCUGGGCCGUCGAAUGGCACAACUCCACGUCCAGGACCCCGGCCACUGGCGACAAACUCGUGUCGUUCCGUAAUCUGAUUCUUCGCCGCGACCCUCCUUGGGCUGCCGUCGGCGACGUCGCCCGUCUUACCCUCGCCGCGCACUACGACAGCCUGUACAGGCCUGAAGGGUUCAUUGGGGCCACGGACAGCGCCGCGCCCUGCGCCAUCCUGCUGCAUGUCGCGCGCAGCGUAGACGAGGCGCUGACGAGCAAGUGGGAGGCCAUGCGAGCGGCUGGGGACACGGAUGGCCUUGAUGAAGAGAAGGGCGUGCAGAUACUUCUGCUAGAUGGAGAAGAGGCGUGGGUGAGGUGGACUGACGCGGACAGCACCUACGGCUCCCGCUCGCUCGCCUCGCACUGGGACAGCCAGCUUCACCCGCCCGCAUCGGUCUUCAAGCGCCCAAUCGACUCUAUCUCCUUAUUCGUGCUGCUUGACUUGCUUGGCGCGAGCGACCCGCAUGUGCCGUCCUACUUUCCGACGACGCACUGGGCAUACCAGAAUCUGGCCAAGAUCGAGGACCGCAUGCGCCAGCUGGGACUGCUCGAGUCAAAGCCCAAAGGCCAGUUUCUCCCGGAUGCCAACAAGGAGCAAUGGCAGUUUCACCACGGGUUUGUCCAGGACGAUCAUGUGCCAUUCAUGGAACGCGGUGUCCAGAUUCUUCAUCUGAUCCCGACACCUUUCCCAACCUCCUGGCACCAGAUGGAGGAUGAUGGCGACCACCUCGAUGGGCCUGCGGUUCAGGACUGGGCGAAGCUCGUCUCGGCCUUUGUGGCUGAAUGGAUGGAUCUUGACGGCUUCAUGCCGCAUCUGAGAGGAGACGACGUGGAUGACAGGCUUCGGAAGACAGAACUAUGA
Molecule: messenger RNA, 2385 nt
Organism: Diaporthe batatas
Lineage: Eukaryota; Fungi; Ascomycota; Sordariomycetes; Diaporthales; Diaporthaceae
Exons: 4
Coding region: 1-2385 (794 amino acids)
Biological process (GO): DNA repair
Cellular component (GO): nucleus
Molecular function (GO): phosphoric diester hydrolase activity; glutaminyl-peptide cyclotransferase activity; zinc ion binding
Source: RefSeq, a predicted model, not a curated record